AUGGCGCUGUCGCCGGCCGCCGCCAGAGGAGCGGCGGUGCGGCCGGCCCUGCGCAGCCGCCUCCUCUGGCUGCCGGUGCGCACGCUCAGCCAGUCGGCAGCCGCCUGCAAGUCGGCCAGCGCCGCUGGCGGCGACGGCGGCGGCAAGAAGAAAGACCAGCUCCGCUGCCCAAAGUGCGGCGACCCGUGCACGCACGUGGAGACCUUCGUCUCGUCGACGCGGUUCGUCAAGUGUGAGAACUGCCACCACUUCUUCGUCGUGCUGUCGGACGUGGACUCGAAGCGGACGAUGAAAGAAAACGAGUUGGGCCACCGCCAGUCGCUGCAGAGAAAACCGCCGCCGCCGCCCAAGAAGAUCUACGAGUACUUGGAGCUACAGGUGAUCGGUCAGCAGGCUGCCAAGAAGGUGCUGUCCGUGGCCGUGUAUAACCACUACAAGCGCAUCUACCACAACAUGCCAGCGACGGGCGGAGGCGGCGGCGGCGGAGGAGGAGGCGGAGGCGGAAGUGGAGGCGGCCAGGGGCCGACGGCCGGCGGCGACCAGAGCUCACACACCUUCACCCACAGAGACCUACUGCACAUCACCGGCCUGCGCAGAAACCACGGCCUCGGCGUCACGUUCCACCAGCCGGACGCGGCGGGCGGCGCCGGCAAGCCGGCCAGUCCGCCGGAGCCGCCGCCCGGCGCCGCGCACAGCAGCGACAUCCUGGACGCGAAGACGCACCGCAUGCAGCUCGACAAGUCCAACAUCCUGCUGCUGGGGCCCACCGGCGUCGGGAAGACGCUGCUGGCUCAGACGAUUGCCAAGUGUCUGGACGUGCCCUUCGCCAUCUGCGACUGCACCACCCUCACUCAGGCGGGCUACGUGGGCGAGGACAUCGAGUCGGUCAUAGCCAAACUACUGCAGGACGCCAACUACCAGGUGGAUCGCGCCCAGCAAGGGAUCGUGUUUCUGGACGAGGUGGACAAGAUCGGCGCCGUGCCGGGCAUCCACCAGCUGCGAGACGUGGGCGGCGAGGGCGUCCAGCAGGCCAUGCUGAAGAUGCUGGAGGGGACGGUGGUGAACGUGCCGGAGAAGAAUUCCCCGCGGAAGCUGCGUGGUGAGUCCAUCCAGGUGGACACCACCAACAUUCUAUUCGUGGCGUCGGGCGCCUUCAACGGACUCGACCGCGUCAUCAGCAGGAGGAAAAACGAGAAGUACCUGGGCUUCGGCGUGCCGGCGUCCGUGUCGCCGGGGCGGCGGGCAGCCUCGCAAGCCGACCAGGCCAACCAGUCGGAGCCGUCGGCCGUUGAGGAGGACAACGUGGAGCGUGACGCCCUGCUCACCGCCGUCGAGGCCAGAGAUCUCAUCGAGUUCGGCAUGAUCCCGGAGUUCUGCGGUCGGUUCCCGGUCAUCGUGCCGUUCCACUCGCUCUCAACAGACAUGCUGGUGCGCAUCCUCACCGAGCCGCAGAACGCGCUCAUACCGCAGUAUCAGAUGCUCUUCGGCAUGGACAAGGUGGAUCUGACGUUCAGCGCGGGGGCGCUGCAGUCGAUCGCCUCCAUGGCCAUGGAGCGACGCACGGGCGCCCGUGGCCUCCGCGCUAUUGUGGAAAAGCUGCUGCUGGACGCCAUGUUCGAGAUCCCCGGCUCGGACAUUGUAUCGGUGCACAUUACCGAGGAGAUGGUGCGCGGCGUCGGCCAGGCCAUCCUGGAGCGGGCCGCGCCGCCUGACGACGACGACGAGGUGGCGCAGGCGCGCGCCGAGCUCAAGCGCUCGGUCAACCUCCGGCGGCCGGUGGUGCCGAACUCUGAGGUGUCCUCUGCUGCCGUCCGGAUCCGCCGUCGAGGCGGGCCGCACCUGGCCAUGCAGGUCGGUGGAGAGCGUCCAGUGCUGCCGCUUCGAACACCCAUCGACGACACCAAGCUCCUGAAGAAGGUGUUUUUGCUCGGAUGA
Molecule: messenger RNA, 1935 nt
Organism: Pollicipes pollicipes
Lineage: Eukaryota; Metazoa; Arthropoda; Thecostraca; Pollicipedomorpha; Pollicipedidae
Product: ATP-dependent Clp protease ATP-binding subunit clpX-like, mitochondrial
Cellular component (GO): mitochondrial matrix
Molecular function (GO): zinc ion binding; ATP binding; protein dimerization activity
Source: RefSeq, a predicted model, not a curated record